Molecule: messenger RNA, 699 nt
Organism: Laetiporus sulphureus 93-53
Lineage: Eukaryota; Fungi; Basidiomycota; Agaricomycetes; Polyporales; Laetiporaceae
Exons: 4
Coding region: 300-677 (125 amino acids)
Source: RefSeq, a predicted model, not a curated record
GUCCACACCCUCGAUCGUGGCGCUCGGUAUCACCCCGCAAUCUCGCCCUGCCAAUGCUCUCGUGAGGCCUCUCCACGAUUGCCAAGCUGCGAGGAAAGGGACGAACACGCCCCAAUAUUUUCGAACUGACACUGAUUCCAUAAGACUUUUGCCUAAACUCCAACAUGUGGCGUACAACGGGCCUCCGCGUCUUCGCUCUACAUAUAAUCGCACAACAUCUGACCCUUGGGCAGCUCUCAGUCUUAAUAAGGCCGAAUGGAUCGGAGAAGUGUCAGACCGGAUGCGCAGUAUGCAAAGCGAUGGCCACCCUUCGAAUGCCGCCACUCGAGAGGUGUUGUCCGAGAGAAUCAUGUGUCACCAAGGCUCCGCGGUUGGGAGCCGUUACAGGCAGAAGGGAUGCACCGUCAUCUAGGACCGCAGCUCACCACUUCCCCGCCGCCAAAGAGAGCCACAGGCAGAUGCAACAAAAUGCUGGCGGUGAUCAUGAGGUUCGACCUGUGCAAUAUUCUGCGCAGAAUGCAUCGUCAUCUAGACGUAUGCGGAUGCCACCUCGUUCUGUGACAGACAUUCUGGCCGACCCAACAUCUAACAACUUGAAGACGUCUUUUGGACACAGAGGCUCAGCCUCACAAUGGGCAUCAUUUAUGCAAUCUAUAGAUGGUAUAUUCCGCGUCUGAACAGACAGAGCGAUCGAACGCA